Messenger RNA from Racocetra persica, 194 nucleotides. Lineage: Eukaryota; Fungi; Glomeromycota; Glomeromycetes; Diversisporales; Gigasporaceae. The record is from the annotation of a GenBank genome assembly.
AUGUGGAACGAUUUAGAAGAACAUGAUAAUGAUAUUCUAACUAUAGAACUAAUUGUAAGAGGAUUUGAUCCUAAUGAUCCCUUACUGGAAUAUCAAAUAACUAAAGCAGAUAUAAUUCAAUUAGAAAACUUAGAUAUGAUUCAACCUAAAGAGUAUACUAAAGAAAACUUCCAACAAGUAGUAGCAACAAAUAA